AUGGGGUCGUACCUGGCAGUGGCGGAGGCAUCAGCGGCGGACAACCCGCCCAAGUUCAUCCACGUCACCUACACACCGCCUGCUGCUGCUGGGGAUGGUGGCGAAGGGAGCGAGGAGAAGCCGCUGAAGAAGCUGGCGCUGAUCGGCAAGGGACUCACCUUCGACAGAGGCGGGUACAACCUGAAGGCAGGUCCAGGCUCAAUGAGUCACCUCAUGGAGUUGGACAUUCUCUCAUGCCUCCAAUCAUCUCCCUUGGCUCUGCUUCUCCCUUGGCUCUGCUUCUCCCUUGGCUCUGCUUCUCCCUUGGCUCUGCUUCUCCCUUGGCUCUGCUUCUCCCUUGGCUCUGCUUCUCCCUUGGCUCUGCUUCUCCCUUGGCUCUGCUUCUCCCUUGGCUCUGCUUCUCCCUUGGCUCUGCUUCUCCCUUGGCUCUGCUUCUCCCUUGGCUCUGCUUCACCCCCUCUGCUUCACCCCCUCUCCUUCCCCGCUUAUCGCACCCACCAGUGGCGGGUACAACCUGAAGGCGGGGCGGGGUCAAUGAUUCACCUCAUGAAGUUUGACAUGGGCGGCGCUGCUGCUGUGCUGGGCGCUGCCAAGGCCAUCGCUGCCAUCCAGCCCCAGGGCGUGCAGGUGCAUUUCAUCAUAGCAGCGUGUGAGAACAUGGUCAGCGGGGGCGGCAUGAAGCCGGGCGACAUCAUCACUGCUUCCAACGGCAAAACCAUUGAGGCAACAUCAUCACUGCCUCCAUUGAGCACAACCGCCCUAUCCCUUCCUCCCCUUCUCUGUCCCUUCCUCCUCUUCUCCAUCCCUUCCUCCCCUUCCCCGUCCCUUCCUCCUCUUCCCCAACCCUUCCUCCCCUUCUCCGCACCUUUCUCCUGUUCCCUCUCCCUCCCCUUCCUCGCCCCUUCCCUCCUCCACGUGCCCAUCCCCUCACAGGUGAACAACACGGACGCGGAGGGGCGGCUGACACUGGCGGAUGCGCUGCUGUAUGCGCAGCAGCAGGGCGUGGAGAAGAUUGUUGAUGUCGCCACCCUCACUGGCGCCUGCAUCAUCGCCCUCGGGAAUGACAUCGCAGGUCUGUUCACCCCGAGCGAUGAGCUGUCAGCAGAACUGGAAGCUUCCUCCAAGGCGUGUGGCGACAAGGUGUGGCGCAUGCCCAUGGAGGAGGCGUACUGGGAGGGCAUGCGCAGCAAGCAUGCCGACAUGCUCAACACCGGCGGCCGCGAGGGCGGCUCCAUCACUGCAGCACUCUUCCUCAAGCAGUUUGUGGUGGAGGGGUUGCCAUGGGCGCAUUUGGACAUUGCAGGGCCGGUGUGGAGUGAGAAGAAGGGCGGAGGCACUGGCUUCGGUGCCAGCCUGCUCUACCACUGGGUCGCCUCCCACUCCCCCUAG
This is a messenger RNA of Closterium sp. NIES-65, 1389 nucleotides long. NCBI's taxonomy places the organism in Eukaryota, Viridiplantae, Streptophyta, Zygnematophyceae, Desmidiales, Closteriaceae. The record is from the annotation of a GenBank genome assembly.